Messenger RNA from Eurytemora carolleeae, 414 nucleotides. RefSeq lists its product as uncharacterized. Bases 1 to 414 code for a protein of 137 amino acids. The transcript has 2 exons. The record is from RefSeq and is a predicted model, not a curated record. NCBI's taxonomy places the organism in Eukaryota, Metazoa, Arthropoda, Copepoda, Calanoida, Temoridae.
AUGGUUUGUGAAGUAGGACGGGUUUUGACAGCACAAUCUCCUAAAAUACUUCGAGGUAGAUACUUCGGUAGAUAUUUUGGUAGAUACUUCGGUAGAUAUUUUGGUAGAUACUUUGGUAGAUACUUUCGUAUAUAUUUCGUUAGAUACUUUGGUAAAUACUUCGGUAGAUACUUCGGUAGAUAUUUUGGUAGAUACUUCGGUAGAUACUUCCGUAUAUACUUCGUUAGAUACUUUGGUAAAUACUUCGGUAGAUACUUCGGUAGAUAUUUUGGUAGAUACUGCGGCAGAUACUUCGAUAGAUACUUCGGUAGAAACUUCGAUAGAUACUUUGGUAGAUAUUUCGGUAGAUACUUUGGUAGAUACUUCGGAUACUUCGGUAGAUACUUCGGUAGAUACUAUCCACUAAUAUAUUAA